Cebus imitator (Panamanian white-faced capuchin) is the source of this 1655-nucleotide messenger RNA. It is a transcript of the gene CDX4, whose product is annotated as caudal type homeobox 4. Bases 197 to 1051 code for a protein of 284 amino acids. Gene Ontology annotation, biological process: cell differentiation; animal organ morphogenesis; embryo development. Lineage: Eukaryota; Metazoa; Chordata; Mammalia; Primates; Cebidae. Gene Ontology annotation, molecular function: RNA polymerase II transcription regulatory region sequence-specific DNA binding; DNA-binding transcription factor activity, RNA polymerase II-specific. The transcript has 3 exons. Gene Ontology annotation, cellular component: nucleus. The record is from RefSeq and is a predicted model, not a curated record.
AUUGGUGGCCUAUCUAUACAGGGCUACCAGUCACCUGGAAACGUAAGAUGGAGUAGUCUGAGGGGUCAGAGGAGCUUGCGGCACAACUACAUACUGAUAAAUUUAUUAUCUGCUGCUUCUUUAUUAUCUCAAAAUCGAGUUGAGGUCUUACAGGGACCUCAGGAUGGUUUAGGGAGCACCUUCUACCCAAGCCACGAUGUACGGAAGCUGCCUUUUGGAGAAAGAAGCAGGCAUGUACCCGGGCACUCUCAGGAGCCCUACGGACAGCGGCACAGCUGAGGCAGGCCGCACGGGGGACGGUGGGAGUCUGAUGCCAGCCUCCAAUUUCGCUGCGGCAUCGGCUUUCUCACACUACAUGGGGUAUCCUAAUAUGCCCAGCAUGGAUCCUCAUGGGUCGACUCUGGGAGCCUGGGGCUCGCCCUACAGUCCCCCGCGAGAAGACUGGAACGUGUAUCCUGGGUCGUCUAGUACAACGGGAACAGUGCCGGUGAACGACCUGACCUCGAGCCCCGCCACUUUCUGCUCGCUCGACUACAGCAACUUGGUCCCUUCGGGCGGGGGAACUAGCAGCAGCAGUCUACCAGGCUCGGCUGGCGGGUCACUUGUACCCACCGACGCAGGCGCCACCAACGCCAGUUCCCCCAGCAGGAGCCACCACAGCCCCUAUGCAUGGAUGCGCAAGACAGGGCAGGUGACGGGUAAAACCAGGACAAAAGAAAAAUAUCGUGUAGUUUAUACUGAUCAUCAAAGAUUGGAGCUGGAAAAGGAAUUCCACUGCAAUAGAUAUAUCACCAUCCGGAGAAAAUUAGAGCUGGCAGUUAACCUGGGCCUUUCUGAGAGACAGGUGAAAAUCUGGUUUCAGAAUCGCAGAGCCAAGGAGAGAAAGAUGAUCAAAAAGAAAAUCUCCCAGUUUGAGAAUAGUGGAGGCUCGGUGCAAAGUGACUCUGGCUCCAUCAGUCCUCGGGAACUGCCUAACACUUUUUUCACCGCACCAUCUGCUGUUCGUGGAUUUCAACCUAUUGAGAUACAGCAGGUUAUAGUCUCCGAAUGAAAGAAAGCAAAGAGAAAUUUAAAGUGCUUUUUUUUUUUUUUUUUUUUUUUUUUUUUUGUGGUGCCUUUGGGUCUCUAAGCUAUCUGCAGGGGAGUUGGAGCAGGGUGUAAUUCCUUGUAAAGCAGCAUUUGGAACAGAUGGAUGCACAAUGGGUUGAAGAUAAUUUAGAGGACUCUUACUUUUAGAAACUAUUCCCAGAAAACUCCUGUCAUGUGCUGUGCUAUAUGUCAGUCACUCAGGAAGCUUAGUGGUAAGCUAUAUAAUUAAAAGCUAGAAUCACAGGCCCUUGCAACUCUGCUUGCAAUUCCAGAAACUUGUUUAUGAAUAGACAGUAAAAGACAAUUUUGCCAGAAACAUAUUUGUGUAUGUGUACUCGUGUUUGUUAUUUGAUGUUAGGUGUUUUCUUUUAUGCUAUCUUUAGGUAGUGAAAAGAAGGUAAACUAAAGUUUAUCAGUCUUUAGCUACCUUUUCAAGUGUUUAAUUCAAAAACUAACAUAAAUUUUAUAACAAGAUAAAUGUUUUUAAAAUUAUCAGAAGGUGAUUCUGAUUCCAUUGUCACUGCUUAACAAGAAUAACAAAUAAAAAAGACAAUUUUGGUUCUCAA